GAUGAAAAUGCCAGCUACGACGUAAAUGGCCAUGACCCUGACCCUCAGCCUCGCUAUGAUUUCACCAACGAAAACAGGCAUGGGACCAGAUGUGCAGGAGAAGUGGCAGCACAGGCAGACAAUCAUGUCUGCAGCGUUGGCGUGGCUUUCAAUGCCAGGAUUGGAGGUGUACGAAUGUUGGAUGGGGAUGUCACAGAUUCCGUGGAGGCCCAGUCUCUUGGGUUGAAUCCACAACAUAUACAUAUAUACAGUGCUAGCUGGGGACCAGAUGAUGAUGGCAGGACGGUAGAUGGGCCAGCUACUCUAGCCAGAAAAGCUUUCUAUGAUGGCAUCACAAAGGGCCGAGGGAGUUUAGGCUCAAUUUUUGUAUGGGCCAGUGGCAAUGGUGGGAGAGACUCUGACAACUGCAACUGUGAUGGAUACACAAACAGCAUAUACACACUGUCCAUUAGCAGUGCAACAGAGAAUGGCAACAUUCCUUGGUACUCUGAGGCCUGCUCCUCAACCUUAGCCACCACCUACAGCAGUGGCUCGGGUGGGGAGAAACAGAUCGUGACUACAGACUUACGCCAGAGCUGUACAGAAACACACACAGGAACCUCAGCUAGCGCCCCCUUGGCUGCAGGAAUUAUAGCAUUAGCUCUGGAAGCAAA
Candidula unifasciata is the source of this 653-nucleotide messenger RNA. The record is from the annotation of a GenBank genome assembly. NCBI's taxonomy places the organism in Eukaryota, Metazoa, Mollusca, Gastropoda, Stylommatophora, Geomitridae.